AUGCGUACAAACACAGGUGUCAAGGUUAUUGUGCCGGUGUUGAACUGGCGGCCAAGGCCCGUCACUUGCAUCGCUUGCUGCAGAGUUCUGAAACAACCCGAAGCCGCCGACGAUAAUGACGACGCGGAUCGAGUGGUGGUGGAGACCCUGGACUGUCAUAGGCAGGACAAUGGCGUCGACUGCGGCGUUGCCGUCAUUGUCGACGUCUGCCACCUCGUCGCCGGCCAGGACAGAUUCGACGUCCCAACAGACUAUAGCCUGUGGCGCCGCAUCAUCGCCGCUCUCAUAGACCCGACCGAGUACGGCGAAAUCGUUGACGAAACGGCCUUUGCCCCCCUGGCCGAGAUCAGGCCCAACGCGCAGCCCCUCGAUGCGCCUCUCGACGUUCUGAACCACCCAAUGUCGCUCGUGGAAUGUAGCCAAUGGUAA
Colletotrichum spaethianum is the source of this 429-nucleotide messenger RNA. RefSeq lists its product as uncharacterized. The transcript has 2 exons. Bases 1 to 429 code for a protein of 142 amino acids. The record is from RefSeq and is a predicted model, not a curated record. Lineage: Eukaryota; Fungi; Ascomycota; Sordariomycetes; Glomerellales; Glomerellaceae.